GCCAAAUAAGGCGAAGGGCGGAACAACUGAACAAGCAGCACUCGGCAGAUGUGAGUGUGUAGGAGAUUCUGUCGCGAGCCGUCAUCACACCACAUAGCUGUAGACGUCAGAUCCUCUUGACAGCGGAUUCCCGUUUGAUUUUGAUAGCGGAUAGCGUGGCUGCAAAGAAGCCGUGUUAAAUUGAAGAAAUGUCGUAUGAAACAAAAUAUAUAUUUGCUGCAUUACCGAGAACCCAAAGAGGACAACCUCUAGUAUUAGGUGGUGAUCCUAAAGGAAAGAACUUUUUAUACACCAAUGGUAACAGCGUUAUCAUUAGAAAUAUUGAUAAUCCCGCAAUUGCGGAUGUUUACACAGAACAUUCUUGCCCCGUUAACGUCGCCAAGUAUUCUCCCAGUGGUUUUUACAUAGCCUCAGGAGAUCAAUCGGGCAAGGUGCGUAUUUGGGAUACAGUAAAUAAGGAGCAUAUACUAAAAAAUGAGUUUCAACCUAUCGGCGGGCCUAUUAAAGACAUCGCUUGGUCACCGGAUAGUCAGCGUAUGGUCGUGGUCGGAGAAGGAAGAGAAAGAUUUGGACAUGUCUUUAUGGCAGAAACAGGAACGUCGGUGGGUGAGAUCUCCGGUCAGAGUAAAUCCAUCAACUCGUGCGACUUCAGACCGGCCAGACCGUUUAGAUUAAUAACCGGAAGCGAAGAUAAUACCAUCGCUGUGUUCGAAGGACCUCCGUUCAAAUUCAAGAUGACAAAGCAAGAACAUACACGUUUCGUUCAAACCGUACGUUAUUCGCUCGACGGAAAUCUGUUUGCCUCCGGUGGAUUCGAUGGCAAAGUAUUUCUAUACAACGGAGUAACUUCUGAUCUCGUCGGUGAAAUAGGCUCUCCCGCACAUCAGGGUGGAGUCUACGCGGUUGCAUGGAAACCUGACGGUAAGCAACUAUUAACUGCUUCCGGGGAUAAAACUUGUAAACUGUGGGAUGUAGAAACGCGUACUUUAGUUACCGAGUUCAAUAUGGGAACAACGGUCGACGAUCAACAAGUGAGCUGUCUUUGGCAAGGGAAUCAUCUAUUAUCCGUGUCACUUAGCGGCUUUAUCAAUUAUCUUGACGUCGAUAAUCCUCAAAAACCUAUAAAAAUAAUAAAAGGUCAUAACAAGCCAAUAACGGUUCUAACGUUAAGUCCCGAUAGAAGUACGAUUUAUACCGGUUCUCAUGACGGCUAUAUCACCAACUGGAACGCAGAGACGGGGGAGAAUGAUCGCGUGCAAGGACACGGUCAUGGUAAUCAAAUUAACGGAAUGAAGGCGUCGGGUAAUUUGCUGUACACCGCCGGCAUUGAUGAUACUUUAAGAUCAGUUGACAUUGCGACAAAUGCGUACGCGGAGACUUCUGUAGUAAAAUUGGACUCGCAACCACGAGGUCUGGAUAUAUAUAACGAUAUAGCCGUAGUAGCUUCGGUUCGACAGAUCACAGUUACGCAAAACGGUAAGAAGCUGUCGAGUGUACCGAUUGAUUAUGAGCCAUCGUGUGUGUCAAUUAAUCAAGAAACUGGAGAUGUAGCUAUUGGAUCUACAUCCGAUAAUAAAGUACGUAUUUACGAAUUGUCGGACACUACGCUAACUGAAAAGACUGAAUUAGAACACCUGGGUCCGGUUACAGACGCGGCCUAUAGUCCCGACAAUAAAUAUUUAGUUGCCUGUGAUGCAAACAGGAAAGUUAUACUGUACACCGCACCAGAAUACAAAAGGCUUGCGCACAACAGAGAAUGGGGCUUCCACAACGCGAGAGUAAAUUCCGUCGCUUGGUCUCUCACCUCCGACAUGGUUGCGAGCGGUAGUCUUGACACGACCAUCAUCAUCUGGAGCGUGACAAAUCCAGCCAAACAUACCAUUAUCAAAAAUGCUCAUCCUCAGAGUCAGAUAACGCGUUUAGUCUGGCUGGAUGAGGAAACCUUAAUCUCGGUUGGACAGGACUGCAAUACUAAAGUAUGGCGUAUAGAAAAGAUAUAAAUUAACUUUUGGAAACGUUUAUAUUGCCACCUUCUUUAAGGAAACUAAAACUUUGGAAGCAUUUUAUUUAUUUCGUAGUUUACAAAUAUAUUAUAUAUUAUUUUUUAAUACAAUCCUUGAUAUAUAUGAUUAAAAAGAUUAUAUUGCCAUCUUCUACACAAAUCUUUUUUUUUUAGAUUAAUUUUCUUCAUACCCUACACGUCAGUAAAAUUCAAAAACUUUCA
Pseudomyrmex gracilis is the source of this 2224-nucleotide messenger RNA. RefSeq names its product actin-interacting protein 1 (gene flr). The record is from RefSeq and is a predicted model, not a curated record. Lineage: Eukaryota; Metazoa; Arthropoda; Insecta; Hymenoptera; Formicidae. Gene Ontology annotation, molecular function: actin filament binding. The transcript has 14 exons. The coding region runs from base 189 to 2000 and encodes 603 amino acids. Gene Ontology annotation, biological process: positive regulation of actin filament depolymerization; actin filament depolymerization; sarcomere organization. Gene Ontology annotation, cellular component: cortical actin cytoskeleton.